AUGUAUAACAUUUCGUACUUUAUUGCCUAUCCUGACUUUCAAUGCUUCAAUCAAGAAUAGCAAGCCUGGGUUUAAUGCUCCAGAGAGUAGGCAUGUAAUAUGAGCAAGUAAUAAUGGAAAGCUAUUCUUAAAAAUGGCAUUUACAACUGGAUUGAAGAGUUAGAUUUAUAUUGCAGUCCUAAAUUUCAAAUAUCACUUUUAGGAAGUUUAUUCUUUGCCGGACUGAUAAUAUCUAUGGCUUUUUUAGUACCCUUUGCUGAUGUUUAUGGGAGAAAGCCCUUCAUUAUAUUUGAUGCAAUAGGUUCUACUCUAGUAUAACUUGGGUUUUUAAUUUUCUAAGAUUUGACCAUCUAUUAUAUCUUGAUGUUUGUAUUGGGCGCCCUUGCAGCUAUUAAUAUCGGUAUUUGUUUUGCUUACAAUAUAGAGAUUGUAGAGAAAAAGCAUGAAGUAUUGGUAAUCUCUUUAAACUCAUUGGGAAUGGGAUUAGCAGGUUUAUUUGUGCCUCUGUACUUUAUUUUUAUUGGCAAAACUUGGCAACCAAUAAUAUAUGCAGCAACUUUAGCAAGCAUGAUUUCAACUCUGAUGGUUUUUAAUAUAAAAGAAUCACCUCGAUUUCUUUCUGCUAAAUUAAAGAAUUUUGAGGCUAUGCAAGCUAUAACUGAAAUAGCUAGAUUUAAUAACAAAGAUUUAAAAGAAAGCCAGAUUCUCUAAGAAAUUUCUGACUAUUUGACCCCUAAGUUAUAAGAAAAAUUACCCCUUAAAGAAAAAAUACACUAUCCAAACUAUAUUAGGAACAUAAUUAUUAUGGCCUUUAUAUGGACUGUCUCUUCGUUUAACUUUUGUUUAAUGAAUUUCUAUAUGUCUAAUAUGCAGGGUGAUAUAAACAUGAACAACUUACAGCAAUCUAUUGGAUUGCUGAUUUCUUACGUAGUCUCUGCUCCAAUUAUAAACAAACUGGGUAUUAAAGCUUCAGCUAGUUUGUUCUUCUUUUUGUGCUGUUUAGCAGCUGUUCUCUAUUCAUGUGUUGAAGAAAAAUCCAAGAUGUUUAUUUCAGCGAUUGUAUUCAUUGGUAGAUUUGGAAUUUGCCCUACUUACACUCUUGCUUAUAUGUGCUCAAAUGCAUUAUUUCCUCCUGAAAUAUAAUCGACUUCAAUUGCGAUUUGCAAUAUAGUUGCUAGAUCAAUUAAUUUAACGGCUCCAUUUGUUGCAGUGCUGUCUGAUCCUUUGCCAUUUCAUGCAUUUGGCAUUCUUUCAGUAUUUUGCUGGAUAGCAAUCAUGGCACUAGAUUUAGAAUCAAAGAAUGAAAAAGAAAACUUGACUACAGUUCCACAAAAAGAUACAGAAAUUCAGACUUGA
Stylonychia lemnae is the source of this 1356-nucleotide messenger RNA. Lineage: Eukaryota; Ciliophora; Spirotrichea; Sporadotrichida; Oxytrichidae. The record is from the annotation of a GenBank genome assembly.